This is a messenger RNA of Neoarius graeffei (lesser salmon catfish), 8649 nucleotides long. It is a transcript of the gene kif13a, whose product is annotated as kinesin family member 13A. The coding region runs from base 298 to 5910 and encodes 1870 amino acids. The transcript has 40 exons. Gene Ontology annotation, molecular function: cell adhesion molecule binding; microtubule binding; microtubule motor activity. Gene Ontology annotation, biological process: microtubule-based movement; regulation of protein localization. The record is from RefSeq and is a predicted model, not a curated record. Gene Ontology annotation, cellular component: adherens junction. NCBI's taxonomy places the organism in Eukaryota, Metazoa, Chordata, Actinopteri, Siluriformes, Ariidae.
CGUUUGGGAUGCAGCCCGUGAGCGGGUCUUUCCUGCCCAGAGAUAAAUAGAGAGCUCGGUUGGGAAGAAAAACCUGAAGUAAUUAUGUUGGAGUUUUGAUGUGUUGUUCCUCGGGAAUGGUGGGGAUGGUUUUAAAGGGGUUUUUAACACCUUUUUUUUGGUCUUCAGGCGUUGUUUUUGUGCUCCUGGAGACUGCACGGAGAGUUUUGUUUGCGUUCGUCGGGCUUGCGCUUCCCCUCAGAGCGGGCUGUGCUGUAGGACGCGGCUCUGCUGCCUCACACACCGAACUGGACUAAAAUGUCGGAUACGAAGGUAAAAGUCGCUGUCCGAGUCCGGCCCAUGAACCGCAGGGAGAUUGAGCUCAGCACCAAAUGUGUGGUGGAAAUGGAGGAGAACCAGACCAUCCUGCAGCCUCCACCUUCCAACACAAAGGGAGAAAGCAGGAAGCAGCCGAAGGUGUUCGCCUUCGACCACUGUUUCUGGUCCAUGGAUGAGUCCAACAUCCCCAAAUAUGCAGGUCAGGAGGUGGUCUUCAGGUGUUUGGGUGAGGGGAUACUGGAGAACGCCUUUCAGGGAUACAACGCCUGCAUAUUCGCCUACGGACAAACAGGCUCGGGGAAGUCGUACUCCAUGAUGGGGAGUGUUGAUCAGCCUGGUUUAAUCCCGCGUCUGUGCUGCUCGCUGUUUGAGAGAGUCGGCCGCGAGCAGAGCGACUCCCACACCUUUAAGGUGGAAGUUUCCUACAUGGAGAUCUACAAUGAGAAAGUGAGAGACCUCCUGGACCCCAAAGGCAGUCGUCAGUCUCUAAAGGUGAGGGAACACAAGGUUCUGGGUCCAUAUGUAGACGGUUUGUCCCAGCUGGCUGUAACGAGCUUCCAGGAUAUCGAGUGUGUGAUGUCAGAGGGUAAUAAGUCUCGUACAGUCGCUGCUACGAACAUGAAUGAAGAGAGCAGCCGAUCUCAUGCUGUCUUCAGCAUCAUCAUCACACAGACACUUUACGACCUGCAGUCUGGGAAUUCAGGUGAGAAGGUGAGUAAGGUGAGUCUGGUGGAUCUGGCUGGCAGCGAGCGUGUGUCUAAAACUGGAGCAGCAGGUGAAAGGCUGAAGGAGGGCAGCAACAUCAACAGAUCUCUGACCACUCUGGGCUGUGUGAUCUCGGCUCUGGCGGAUCAGUCAGCAGGAAAAGGAAAAAACAAGUUUGUCCCGUACAGAGACUCGGUGCUCACCUGGCUGCUGAAGGAUAAUCUGGGCGGGAACAGUAAGACGGCCAUGAUCGCCACGGUGAGUCCGGCGGCGGAUAAUUACGAGGAGACGUUGUCCACGCUGCGCUACGCAGACCGCGCCAAGAGGAUCGUCAAUCACGCUGUGGUAAACGAGGACCCCAACGCUCGCAUCAUCAGGGAACUGAGAGAGGAAGUGGAGAAGCUGAGGGAGCAGCUCACUCAGGCCGAGUCUUUGAAAGCCCCGGAGCUGCAGGAGAAGCUGCAGGAAUCAGAGAAGCUUAUCCAAGAGAUGACCGUCACCUGGGAGGAGAAACUCAGGAAGACCGAGGAGAUCGCACAGGAGAGACAGAAGCAGCUGGAGAGUAUGGGAAUCUCUCUGGAGUCCUCAGGGAUUAAGGUUGGAGAGGAUAAAUGUUUCCUGGUCAACCUGAACGCUGACCCCGCCCUUAACGAGCUGCUCGUUUAUUAUCUGAAGGAGCACACCCGUGUGGGAGCAGACACGUCUCAGGACAUCCAGCUGUUUGGUAUUGGGAUUCAGCCAGAGCAUUGCAUCAUUGAUAUCGCUCCCGACGGAGACGUCACACUCAGUCCUGUAGAGAACGCUAGAACAUGUGUGAAUGGGACUACAGUUUACUCAGCGGUUCAUCUUUGGCACGGAGAUCGCAUCUUAUGGGGCAAUAAUCACUUUUUCAGAGCGAACCUGCCAAAGCGUAAGCGCCGUGACCGUUUGAAGGACUUGGAGCGCGAGUCUCCCCGCUCGAGUUUCAUCGACGUGGACGUGGAGACGGCGAGCGAGGCUUCGUCUGAGCAGGACUACAGCUACGAGUUCGCUCAGAUGGAGGUCAUGAUGAAAACUCUGGGGAGUAACGAUCCAAUCCAGAAUGUGGUUCAGGUACUGGAGAAGCAGUAUCUGGAGGAGAAGCGCUCAGCGUUAGAGGAGCAGCGUCUGCGUUACGAGCGAGAGCUCGAGCUCCUCCGUCAGCAGCUUUCUCCGGAAAGAUCGUCCCAGCACCACCAGCGCAGCAACAGCGACCGCCUCACCUUCCCUACACACACGACACACACCAAGAUGCGCCUGUGGACCGAGGAGAGGGAUGAGCUGUUCCGGCAGAGUUUGUCUCGGCUGCGAGAGCAGGUGAUUCGCGCUAACACACUUGUCCGAGAAGCUGACUUCCUGUCGGAGGAGAUGGGCAAACACACGGACUACCAGGUGACGUUGCAGAUCCCUGCUGCGCACCUGAGCGCCAAUCGCAAGCGAGGAGCAAUCGUGAGCGAGCCUGCCAUCCAGGUGCGUCGCAAAGGUAAAGGCACGCAGGUCUGGACCAUCGAGAAGCUGGAGAACAAACUGGUGGACAUGAGGGAUCAGUACAGGGACUGGAAGGACGGAGGACGGGACACGCCUGCUAAGCAGCACAGCAAGCAGGCCGACCCGUUCUACGAAGCUCAGGAGAACCACAACCUGAUCGGCGUAGCCAACGUUUUUCUGGAGUGCCUCUUUCAUGAUGUCAAGCUUCAGUAUGCAGUUCCCAUCAUCAGCCAGCAGGGGGAGGUGGCGGGCCGGCUGCACGUGGAGCUGAUGCGAGUGUGUGGGGCGGUGCCUGAGCGGCUGGUGGGCGGAGACGACUCAUCUGAGAAUUCGAGUGAGAGCAGCAGCUACGAGGUGAUGGACAACAACGGAGAGAUCGUCCACAUGGCCAAGAAACUCACCUGCAGGGUCCGGGUCCGUAAGGCAACCGGUUUGCCGCUCAACCUAUCCAACUUUGUUUUCUGCCAGUACACAUUCUGGGAACAGGCGGAGCCUGCUGUGGCCCCACCCAUGGUCAGCCCAGACACGCCCACCUCUCGUACUGGGGAUGCACAGUUUACUGUAUUGUUUGAUCACUGCAAGGAUUAUGUGGUUCAUGUUUCUGAUGAGUUUGUGGAGUUUAUCUCAGAUGGAGCAUUGGCCAUUGAAGUGUGGGGGCAUCGCUGUGCUGGGAACGGACACGCCCACUGGGAGCUAAACACACUGCAGGCCAAGACACGCACACUCCGGGACAGGUGGAGCGAAGUGUCACGCAGGAUUGAGUUGUGGGUGUCGAUACAGGAGCUGAAUGAGCAGGGUGUGUACUCGGCUGUGGAGCUUCACCCCAACAGAGACAUCAGCACCGGGGGAGUGUUCCAGCUGCGACAGGGUCACUCUCGGAGGCUGCAGGUGUGUGUGAAGCCGGUGCAGCACUCAGGGACGUUGCCGCUGUUAGUGGAGGCCGUUCUGUCCGUCUCCAUCGGCUGUGUGUCUGCUCGAUCUACUAAACUCCAGAGAGCCCUCGACAGCUACCAGAGGGAGCAGGAUGACGAUAUGGAUAGUUAUCAGGAAGAGGAUCUGAACUGUGUGCGUGAGCGCUGGUCUGAGGCGCUCAUCAAACGUCGCGAGUAUCUGGACGAACAGUUAAAAAAGAUCAUGAACAAAUCUGAGAAGUCUGAGGAGGAUAUGGAGAGGGAGGCGCGGUUGGUGGAGCAGUGGGUGGGGCUAACUGAGGAGCAAAACACUGUCUUGGUCCCAGCUCCUGGUAGUGGCAUCCCAGGAGCUCCUGCUCAGUGGGUGCCCCCUUCAGGCAUGGAGGCUCACGUCCCUGUUUUGUUUCUGGACCUGAAUGCUGAUAAUCUGACAGUGAGCGAACAGCUGACGGGGUCACACUCUGCCGGGGUCAACUCCAUCCUCCCUAAAGAACACGGCAGCCAGUUCUUCUACCUUCCCAUCAUCAAGCACAGCGAUGACGAGGUGUGUGUGACGUGCUCUUGGGAUUCAUCUAUUCAUGACUCCAUCUACCUGAACCGUGUAACGGCGCCCGGUGAACGCAUCUACCUGAUUAUCAAAGCCACAGUGCAGCUCAGCCACCCGGCCAGCAUUGAGCUCGUCCUGCGCAAGAGGAUUGCCGUCAACAUCUACAACAAACAGAGUUUCACACAGAGUCUGAAGAGGAGAAUGUCUCUGAAAAACAUGCUACACUCCUGUGGAGUUACCUAUGAAAUUGUCUCCAACAUACCAAAGGCAUCUGAGGAGCCAGAGGAGCGGGAGACACUGGCGUUAAUGGCAGCACGUAGUGAAGCUGAGGAGACGCAGGAUGGAGAGACGUACAUUGAGAAAUACACUAGAGGAGUUCUGGAGGUGGCGAAUAUCCUGUGCCUCGAGAGACUGCGACAGGCAGUGACGGUGAAAGAAGCGCUCUCCGUUAAAAGCAGACACAUAAGGAGAAGCCUGAGUACUCCCAAUGUCCAGCAUACCUCAUGUUGUAAGUCAGAUGUGAUGGCGUGUGGUGAAAAUGGCGAAGACCCGAAAGGUCACUGUGAGGUUCAGCAGGACGCCUCGGACUUCGCUCAUCACGAGAUGCCGGUCUCCAUGGCAACCACAAAAGACACACCUCUCAAAAGCAAGGAAAGUCAUGCCUCGGUUCCGGAGAGUCCCACGUUCUUCAACUCGAGUCCGUUUAAAGCGCUCUCACCUCAGCCACCCAAGUUCCUCAAAUCACUGAUGCCUGUUUGGGAGGAAAGGAAAGCCAAGCGUGCGCUAGAGGCCCGGCCUCUGCUGGGGCAGGAGAGCAUGCGCUGGUUAGUGGCUCAGGGUGGCCCCUGGCUCCGCCCACGGGCUCGGAGUGAGGGCCACUGCAGCACGACAAACCACACCCACCUCAGAGUCACACCUACACACACUGCUGACUCGGAAGAGGAGGAGCCUGAGCUGGAUAACUGCGCUGUUCCCACCUCUGUUUCUCUCCGUCACUUCGGAACAUACAUCCCUGAGGACUUCGCCAACUUCGAGGUGUACAACGCCAGCCUGUGCGGGGGCGGAGGCUUGCCAUCAGGUGUGGCCUCGUUGCCUGGAAACCGAGGGGUUGAGAAGGAAGUGUCUCGCAGUCCCACCGCGAGCAGCUGUACGAGUGGAUAUUUCUCGCACAGCACCUCCAACGCUACGCUUUCAGAUGCGCCGUUCUCAGGCAGCGAGAGUUCGGAUCGUCUCAGCGUCGGCUCCAGAGACGCCACCGAGCUCCAGGAGUAUGCGAGAAACUCCCUGGCUGCUAAAAGUGCCUUAAACGAGGCUGCUCACAUCCGCUCCUCAUCUUCUCACUCAAACACCAGUCAGGAGUUCACAGACUUCAAAGGCGCCGGGGACGAAAUCGGAGAAGACGAACUCAAGCACUUUGACUGGCACACGGAAGCAGAACGUGCUGAAAUUUCUCCAAAACAUCCAACGCAUGUGAGCACUGGCGUCCUAACAGCACCAUGCCACCUCCACAAUGGCAACAAGGCUCCGCCCUCGUCCUCAUCCUCACCCGGCACACCCCCUCACCCCACUGCAGUAGAGGACACAGCACGUAGAAACGGAGCCAGGAUAAGCCCCGCCCCUUCGAGUGAGGACGAGGAGGGUGUGCCGGUGACCCAGCUGCCUGACUGGAUGGCACCUGGAGAGCAGGUGUGGGUGGGCACACGGAGUGGCACAGUGCACUAUGUAGGCGGAGUCGAGUUCGCCCAGGGGAUAUGGGUAGGAGUGGAGCUGGACCGUGCUGUAGGUAAACACAACGGCACGGUGCAGGGGCGAGUGUAUUUCCGCUGCGCCACGGGCCACGGCGUGUUCGUGCGUCCGGCCUGGCUCAGUAGAUCUCCCGUCUCCAUGGACACCGACCCACAUCUCCAACCUGUACUGCUGUAGGGAAGACACGCCCAACUUAUUAUGGGAUGGUUUCGGUUCAGAGCCGAUAUGAAACAGGCUGUGUGCCGAUAUUUAAUAUCGUCUCAUGAUGAUUUUAUCAGGAUAAAAACAAUUCACAAUAAGGACAUAAACGCACCGCUGGAUUUUUAUUCAUCCGUCAUAAGAGAGCUUCCUUCCUAAAACAGGGACGAUCAUAACAGUAUAGUGUGUUAAAUAUCGCAAUAUAUCGUAUAACUGAUUAUCGGCACAUACCUAACGUAGACUUCUCUCUCUUUCUCACGUUCUCUCUUUCUCUUUUUAUUUCCCUGUGUAUUUUAUUUGAGACUAUACGACUAUUUAAAAAAAAAAAAAAGAUCCCUCUUUGAAUGUCAAAUGCACCGUUGCACAAAUUCUCCCUCAUAAUACCUUAUCGAUGAUUUUUAAGCUCGAACUUAACUUCAAGCCAGCUUCCGUUUUAUGCCUUAUUUGACCACUUUGACUGAACACGGCUGAGUGAUGAUGAAAUUCAGCUUUGGGCGGGGCUAAAAUCUGGAACGUCAGGUGAAGUUGAGAAAGUACUACUGUUUAUUGACGUGAUUAUAUCAGGUGUUACCAAAGACGCUUCCAAUUUGCUGUUUAAAACUGAAACCUUUGUGUUCUUGUGUGUGUGUGUGUGUGUGUGUGUGUGUGUGUGUGUGUGUGUGUGUGUGUGUGUGUUAGACAUGUGCCAGUAUGAUUGUAAAAUCACGAUAAUCUCACCGUAUUUUUUUUCAUCUUUACUCUCGAGACGAUUUUUACGAAUUGUCUCGACACGCUGACUCGUGCAACGACGUGCUUCGUUAGAUUUGUUUUUUACAUAAAAUAAGAGACUUUAUAAAAUAGGUGUCCUUAUGCUAUCCUUUUAAAUGGCACAAAUGUUCUCUCGGAGCACAAAAAUACAACAAACCUUAAUAUUUUUAUACAAUAUUAUUUAAACAGACGCUUACAGUUUUAAUGAAUUUUUUUUCCUGAAGCUCUAAUAAACAGUGUAUAUUUAUGUGGCCACACAUUAACAGGUCACAUGACCAUGCCAUGUCUGUACGCUAUACUUGUGCGAGGAAGUCGUUAACUUGUCAUUUCUCAGACUCAUCUGUAUUUUAUUAUGAGAGCGAACGCUUGCUGAGACUUAACGCUUAUCAUUAUUGUUAAUUUGUGAAUGAUAAAGACGUACAGAAGGAGUGUUUGUAAAAGGGUCAGAGUUAUGGGCAGAGCACCUUGUAAAGACUGUUGUUUAUUGUUUUUCCGUAAAAAAUUAAUUUGUGAUUGUUGCUUAGAUUAAUUUCACUCGUUGCAUUUUAAAUCGAUACACCAGAGGUGGACAGUAAUGAAGUACAUUUACUUGAGUUCUGUACUUAAGUACCCUUUUUGAGUAUCUGUACUUUACUUGAGUAUUAUUUCUUUUUGGAAACUUCUGACUUUAACUUCACUACAUGUGAAAGACAAAUAUCGUACUUUUCACUCCACUACAUUUCUAUCAAGGUCCUCGUUACUCGUUACUAUGAAGCGGUUUUGAAAGUGGAUGUUUUUUCUUUUCUUUUCUAAAACGUGAUUGGUUUUUCCGCAGGUGACACUGAGAGCCGAUCAGUAAUCACUCGGGUCACGUCACGUCCAUAGACUGGAUAAAAUCAAGUUCAGUGAUUUCUCAGCAGCGUUAUUUAACACGAUCAGUUGAUGGCAGAAUGGAAGGAGGCGGUUCUUCUGGAGAACGCACGCGCUCAUGGCUUUACCUAGAACCCAUGUUUCAGUUUUCUGAAAGGAUUAAAGAUUCGUUUCGUUUUAAAUGUUUGCUGAAAACGAGCCACAUCACGGCCGACAAAAACUCACCGUCCGACCUGCGGAAGCAUAUUGAGGGAUAUAAACGUUUUAUUCCAAGAGAAAGCUUGUAAUGAAGUUGUCUGUGCUUUUAGAGCUAGCGAUAACGUUGCAAUAGCUAUGCAGUCUGGUUAGUCAAAUGACUUUCUAUAGAUUUUCCCGCCAAGUUGCCAUCGCCUUGUCCACGGCUAACGUUAACACAUAGCUAGUUAACUUGGACAGUGUUAGUUAGCAUGUAAACACGGAGUUACGCUAACAUGAAUAACGUUAACUUAUCUGAAGUCCUUUCAGAAAUAUAUUUUAGCACAAUCUUGCCAAAUAAACAGAAUGUAGAAAUCUUUCUUUUCUAGUAGCGUUAGCUACACAAUAUGAUUUCGAGUUUGAAAAGAGUUUGCUAGCAUGUCAGGUGUAGCUUCACUGACUAGCCAGCUUAACGUUAAACCACCAUGAUGCACAGCAUGCGUUCAUUUUGUAAAUCCAGUCAGUUGCUUCCGAGGCAUUCGGUUUUGUAAGCGUUGUGGAAAUAAUACAACGAUGCGUUGACAGAAAAUGUACUUUUAAUACUUAAGUAUUUUUAAAAGUAAGUACUUCAAAUUUGACUGGACAACUUUCUGUUGUAUCCGAGUAAUAUUUGACCAGUGGGAUCUGUACUUGGACUUCAGUAAUGAAGUUGGGGACUUGGUCCAUCUCUGCGAUACGCUGAUCCCGUCUCGUCCCGUUGUUACACCUCUGUCACUUGAAUAAUAAAAAUGGAUGUCUGAACCUUCAGUCCGCCUGCUUGGCGCCCUCUAGUGCCCUACAGUGUGUAUUAUUAUUAUUAUUAUUAUUAUCUCAUCUCAUCUCAUUAUCUCUAGCCGCUUUAUCCUGUUCUACAGGGUCGCAGGCGAGCUGGAGCCUAUCCCAGCUGAC